AGUCAGAACUAUAACAAAAUUUUCUUUAUUAGGUCCAACCAUUCGCGCGAUCUCGAUCCAGACGCAGCGUUUCACCAUUCCCGCGACCUUCAACUCCGAGUCAGUUAUUCCUCACUCUGCUCACAAAAACCUCGAUUCCGCAGGUUCAGGGUUUCAGAUCUCACACUCGUGGAGGUGGUUAUGCUAUUCUAGAAUUCGAAUUUUGGGAAUUUUAGGGUUUUGGAAGAAUGCAUGCGAAAGCGGCACAAUCGUCGUUUCGGGACCGAACGCACGAGUUUCAGAGUGUAGCGGAGAGGCUAAAGAAGUCGUUCUCAUCAGGGCCGGCGCAGAAUGGGCCGAGUAGUGGAUUGAAAUCGAAAUCCGAGGAGCAGCGUUCUGCGGUUGCUAUUCAGUCGGAGUUCAAUAAGAGGGCCUCCAAAAUCGGGUAUGGGAUACAUCAGACGUCGCAGAAACUUGGAAAGCUGACAAAGUUGGCAAAGAGGACUUCCGUGUUUGACGAUCCUACAAGGGAAAUUCAGGAGCUGACAGCAGUUAUCAAGCAAGAUAUUACUGCCCUUAACUCUGCAGUGGUGGACCUUCAGCAUCUAUCUAACUCCAGAAAUCAAAGUGGGAAUAUUUCUAGUGACACGAGUAGUCAUUCAACCACAGUUGUUGAUGACCUGAAAAAUCGGCUGAUGAGCGCCACAAAAGAGUUUAAAGAAGUGCUCACCAUGAGAACUGAGAAUUUGAAGGUUCAUGAGAAUAGAAGACAAUUGUUUUCUGCAACUGCAUCUAAGGAUGCUGCAAAUCCCUUUGUUCGUCAACGUCCACUGGCUGCCAGGUCAGCUGCUAGUUCUUCAAGUGCUUCUCCUCCUCCAUGGGCUGGAUCACCCUCUUCAUCACAGGCGUUCCCCAAGAAGCAGAUGGAUGGGGAGAGUCAGCCAUUGCUCCAGCAGCAACAGGAGCUGGUUCCGGUGCAAGACAGUUACAUGCAAAGCAGAGCUGAAGCUUUGCAAAAUGUUGAAUCCACUAUUCAUGAGUUGAGCAAUAUUUUCAACCAGCUUGCGACCUUGGUUUCCCAGCAAGGGGAGGUUGCGAUAAGAAUUGAUGAAAACAUGGAAGACACAUUAGCGAACGUAGAGGGCGCACAAGGGGCAUUGCUCAAGUAUCUGAAUAGCAUAUCAUCUAACAGGUGGCUGAUGAUCAAGAUAUUCUUUAUACUAAUAUUUUUCCUCAUGGUUUUCCUAUUUUUUGUGGCAUAGUCAUUUGCAGAGAGAGAGAGAGAGAGAGAGAGAGAGAGAGAGAGCUGAAAAGGAAGAAAAUGACAAUGAUUUUUAGUAAGUUACUGUCGAUAGAGCCCUUUGCAUUCUAUUCACGUCUCUUUUUGCUUCUUCGAAUGUUCACGCGGGCAUAAACAAGAUAAGUACGGGGGUUUUCCUAUUGUAGUAUAUGUGUUGGGGAUACAUGUAACUGUAAAAUUUGUUGAGAACAUUGUGAUCUGCUCCGUGAGUCUGAUCGUUUUUGUAUUGUGCUUUCUUAAUGAAGUAGUGAUUAGGGAUAAACUUUAGUAGGGCUGCCUGUUUACCGACGUGCACAAAGACAAAUCCAAGUCAUCCGAAUAUGAUGUUUUCAGUCUCUCUUGUAUGUUGCGUUUAACUGCAUUUAUAUUAUGAAAUUCAGAUUUUUUUA
Messenger RNA from Pyrus x bretschneideri (Chinese white pear), 1668 nucleotides. Its product is annotated as syntaxin-32. The record is from RefSeq and is a predicted model, not a curated record. Gene Ontology annotation, cellular component: Golgi membrane; endomembrane system; SNARE complex. The transcript is spliced from 6 exons. Gene Ontology annotation, biological process: vesicle fusion; intracellular protein transport; endoplasmic reticulum to Golgi vesicle-mediated transport. Lineage: Eukaryota; Viridiplantae; Streptophyta; Magnoliopsida; Rosales; Rosaceae. Gene Ontology annotation, molecular function: SNAP receptor activity; SNARE binding. Bases 228 to 1241 code for a protein of 337 amino acids.